Messenger RNA from Bursaphelenchus xylophilus (pine wood nematode), 1141 nucleotides. Lineage: Eukaryota; Metazoa; Nematoda; Chromadorea; Rhabditida; Aphelenchoididae. The record is from the annotation of a GenBank genome assembly.
AUGAUUGCGGGAAGGAUAACAGUUUUCUGCUUUAUUUCUUUGGCUCUUCCAACCGCCGCAUUUCUUUUCCCACCAGCUCCGGCACCAUCCUGUUGUGCUCCACCACCGACUUGUUGUGCACCACCUCCACCUCCGUGCCCGCCACCACCUCCACCAUGUCCACCACCGCCCCCAUGUGGAUGUGGCAGGAAAAAGAGAGAGGUAAUGACAAUGCAAUUGUGAGGCAGAUUUUAUUCUGGGGUGAUUGGUAAAAUUUUUAGCUAAGGAAGGGGUCGGCAUAAGACGGGAUAAAGAUUGGGUUGACACUGUUGAAACAUUUUAGUUUCAGGCCAGUGUUGAACUAUGGGGUAAUAACAGCAAGACAACCGAGGGCUGUAAGUCCAGCUUUUUGACUGCCGACGCAAGCUAUUUUAGAUUUUUAAACUUUGUUAGCAAGUUUUUAUCUAUGGUUUUUUCCAAGUAGGCCCUAAAGCAUCAUGAAAUAAAAGGCUUCGCUGGCACAGAUUUUUAUGAGAUUUCUUUCCUUCAAUAAUGGGCAAUACCUAGGUUAAUCCCGCGUACCGAAAUAUAAAACUACUUAAACGGUAAAUGGGCUAGUCAGAACCCAUCAAAAAAACUUGAAACAAAUUCAAAUUUUGCAGUUUAAGCACCCACUCGUUGAACCAUCAAACCCUAACAAAAAUAUGGAGAUUUCUGGGAAACGGCUACGGUAGCAAUAAAAAUUUCAGCAUUUCACUCGUCAGAGUCGGAACGGUGUCUCAAAUGUUCUUUUCACUCAAAGAUGACCUUAAAACGAACCUUAGAAUGUCCUUGGUCUCUGAAUAACCUCAAAUUUCAGGCGGUAAUUCCCUACUCAAAGAACGAGCAGAUCCCUUGCCCGCAGCAUCUUUGGAAGGAAAUCAUCGACAAGGUAAGUGGAGGAAACGAAUGUUUAUUCUAUACGACCCUUCAGAAGAUCUCUUCGGACAUCAAGAGAUCAGCCAAGGAGAUUCAGAGCCAAUUAUACGAGACAUACGGUAACAAAUUCUAUGUGAGUUGCGGUAAGAACGAGAAGAAGACCCCGUUUCUGGCCAAUGGCGACGGCUACUGUGUCAGCGAGAGGAAGGGCGUCAGAUGCAUGGUUAUCUCGUUGAGCACAUGA